Molecule: messenger RNA, 1558 nt
Organism: Bactrocera tryoni
Lineage: Eukaryota; Metazoa; Arthropoda; Insecta; Diptera; Tephritidae
Gene: escl
Product: polycomb protein esc
Exons: 4
Coding region: 71-1459 (462 amino acids)
Biological process (GO): negative regulation of transcription by RNA polymerase II
Cellular component (GO): ESC/E(Z) complex
Molecular function (GO): nucleosome binding; protein binding
Source: RefSeq, a predicted model, not a curated record
AAACCGGCUUUCAGCUGUCAUUAUUUCAUGAAUUAAUGCUCUAAAGCUGAAAUAAUAUCUGAAUUUCAAAAUGGCCUCUGAUGACAUAAAGGAGAAUUCCGAAGUUAAAGAAUCUAGUAAUGCUAAUAGUGUAGAACCACCUCCGCCGCAGGACACGGAGUCGCCUCCUAUAAUCGAUUUGGAACUCCCUUCAAAUAUUACCGCAAAUUCUUUAGGGGAAAGCGAAGAAUCUGACGAAGAUAAAGAUGAAACAGGAAGUGUAAUAAGUACGGCGACGACUACUACAUCGCGUAGUAAAUCGCCCAAUAACAGGAAGAAUUCAAAACCACGAAAAAAGUCGAAAAAGACAGUAAAACCACUUUACAAAUAUAUUUGUCAUCUGCGCGAGGAUCACGGUCAACCCUUAUUCGGUGCACAGUUUAAUCAGCAUCUUAUUAAGGAGCAGGCAAUUUUCGCAUCAGUGGGAAAGGAUCGUAUAUCAAUUUAUGAGUGUCCACGGGAAAACGAGCAAGGUGAUAACAAUGCAACUGGAAUAAAGUUGCUCCAGUGCUAUGCUGAUCCUGAUCCCGACGAGAAUUUUUAUACAUGCGCCUGGUCAUACGAUCCUGAGAACGGCGAUCCAAUACUUGCAGCCGCUGGGUAUCGAGGAGUUAUACGCAUUUUCAAUCCAUCGAAACAUAUUUGCACUAAGCACUACAUUGGUCAUGGGCAUGCAAUAAACGAAUUAAAAUUUCAUCCCAAACUGCCUCAGUUUCUAUUAUCGGGCAGUAAGGAUCACUCGCUUCGGUUGUGGAACAUUCAAACAGAUGUAUGUGUGGCUAUAUUUGGAGGUGUUGAAGGACAUCGCGAUGAAGUUCUUUCAUUGGAUUUUGAUUUACGUGGCGAUCGCAUUAUGUCUAGUGGUAUGGAUCACUCAUUGAAAUUGUGGCGCCUUGAUAAGCCUUCGAUUAGGGAUGCUAUUGAAAAUAGUUGCACAUUUAAUAUCAGUAAAAACGCAUCACCGUUUCCAACAAUUAAAGAGCAUUUCCCUGAUUUUUCUACACGAGAUAUUCAUCGGAAUUAUGUAGACUGUGUCCAAUGGUUUGGAGACUUUGUUCUUUCCAAGUCAUGCGAGAAUUCUAUUGUAUGUUGGAAGCCUGGCAAACUUGAACAUACCGAUGUUAAAGCUCAGGAUUCUACAACAACAAUUAUACAUCACUUUGACUAUAAGGAAUGUGAAAUAUGGUUUGUUCGUUUUGCUUUCAAUUUUUGGCAGAAAGUUUUAGCUCUGGGUAAUCAGCAGGGCAAAACUUAUGUUUGGGAAUUAGAUAAUUCAGACCCAAAUUUAACGAAAUGUAGCACAUUGGUACAUCCUAAGUGCACAAAUGCUAUUAGACAGGCGUCGUUCUCCAAAGAUGGAUCCAUUUUGAUAUGUGUUUGUGAUGAUGGCACCAUUUGGCGAUGGGAUCGUUCAAAUUAACUUUUCAUUCAAAUCUCAGCAAAACAUUUUUCACUAAAUACAUAUGUUAGAUAUAAUCAUACAAAAUCUGUGAAGAGCAUAUUUUUACCCUUAUGAAUG